Plasmodium vinckei vinckei is the source of this 843-nucleotide messenger RNA. Its product is annotated as tetratricopeptide repeat protein, putative. Gene Ontology annotation, biological process: cell division. Lineage: Eukaryota; Apicomplexa; Aconoidasida; Haemosporida; Plasmodiidae. Gene Ontology annotation, molecular function: protein binding. The record is from RefSeq and is a predicted model, not a curated record. Bases 1 to 843 code for a protein of 280 amino acids. The transcript has a single exon.
AUGGGGGGAGCAUCAAGUCGAAAUUUAGAAUAUAACAAUUAUGUAAACAUGAAACUUUUAGAGCCAGUUGAUUAUACAAAUGUAGAUGAUAUUUAUUUCCAGGAACCAGAUAUACAAGAUAUCAUAACUAAAGCUCGAAAAAUAAGGAAUUGUAAUUAUAAAGAAUCAUUAGAUUUAUAUUUUAAAGCAUUAAGUUAUUUAAAAAGAAAGAAAGAAAAUAAUUCUCGUGUAUAUAAAAAUGUAUUAGAAUUUGAAAUUAGUCCUCAAGAUAUUCAAAAAAAUUGUCAACUAAAUAGGAGUCUUGAAAGUAGUGUAAAUAUAGAUGAAGAAAAAGAUGUAACACCCUUUAGUGAUAAUAAAAUGAUUUCAAUAAAUAAAAAAAUAGCAUCAUUAUAUAACGAAAUAGGUGAUUUAUGUUGUAUACAUGAUUAUAUUGAAAAGUCUUUAUUUUAUUAUAGUAAAGCAUAUUCACAUAAUCCAUCAAAAAUCGAUUAUAUAUAUAAACAAGGAGUAUUAUAUCAACAAACAAAUGAUAUAGAUAAAGCAAUUAGUACAUUUAAAAUAAUAUUAUCAACAGACCCUAACCAUAUACCUACUUUAUUUUCACUUGGAAAUUUAUAUAGAUAUAUUGAUUAUAAUAUAGCUCUAUCUUAUUUCGAGACUAUACUUAAAAUCGAGCCAGACAAUACUGAAGUUUUAUCAUUAUCUGCUUCAUGCUAUAAUAAUUUAGGGAAAUUAAAUGAAGCUAUAUCAUAUCAAAACAAAGCAGUUGAAAUAAAUCCUGAUAAUUUUAAUCAUAAAAAAUUUGCUCAAAGACUUAUAGAAAUGAGACCCCAAAAUUAG